CGUGAGGCAGCUCACAAUCACAUCCAGCCAAUUAAAAGCUCAGCAGAGUUUCCAUGCAAUUGGCCUUCUUCCCGCACUCCCCGCAGCCCCCGCUAUUUAGGGCUCUUUCUCUUAAUUAUCUUUAAACGGUGAAGUUAAAUCUGCACGAUGCAAAGUCUUUUUUAUUUGCCCCCAAAUAACAACCACAUGAAUUGAUUCCAAAUAUUUAUCCUUUUAACUUUCACUCGUCAGCCAACAAAGUGCCUCAAUCCCCUGGAACUUCCCCUUAAUCAUCUGAGCCCCUCUUAAUGAAUACAAAUGCUUUCUGUUCAGCCAGACACCAAGCCGAAAGGUUGUGCUGGCUGCAAUCGCAAGAUUAAGGACCGCUACCUGCUCAAGGCCUUGGAUAAAUACUGGCAUGAGGACUGCCUGAAAUGCGCCUGCUGCGACUGUCGCCUCGGGGAAGUGGGCUCCACGCUCUACACCAAAGCCAACCUCAUCCUCUGCCGCAGGGAUUACCUAAGAUUGUUUGGUGUCACGGGAAACUGCGCCGCCUGCAGCAAACUCAUUCCUGCCUUCGAAAUGGUGAUGAGAGCCAAGGAGAAUGUCUACCACUUGGACUGCUUUGCCUGUCAGCUCUGUAACCAGAGGUUUUGUGUGGGAGACAAAUUUUUCCUGAAGAACAACAUGAUUUUGUGCCAGACGGACUACGAAGAAGGUUUAAUGAAAGAGGGUUAUUCUGCCCAGGUGCGCUGAGCCCCCUGGACCCCGACACCAUGAAAUGAUCAGCACUGCGCCCUUUUUAUCUUUUCUGCUGUACAUGUAAAUAAGAACUGGCACCGGAGCCCACAGAAUAGUGUCGGUAUUAUUAUGAGGGCCCCCUGGGGUGCAACAGACUGAUGCAUCUGUGUAUGUGACUGUGGCCCCAGCACUGAAUGUUCCAAAAAGAUAAAGACGACUCCAUCCUUUGUUUCACCUGUUUGGGUUUUUUUUUGGCAUGAAAUGCAGAUUUUGGACUUUGUACAUAACGUAUUGUAAAUUUUGAAGCACAAAUGUAAUACAGUUUUAUUGUGUUACCAUUUGUGUCCUGGCGUCACGUUGCAUUCGGUACAAUCACUGUCGAUACAUUGUAUAUUUAUGUUUUCUGUAUUUUUCAGCUAAUUUCAGAAAGAAGCUGUGUUUGUAGGAAAAGAAUGGAAACAAUGAAAGAGCCAAUAGGAAUGAGCGUGCACAUGUUUUGUGUAUGGGAGAAGCUUUGCAUUGGGCUCAAGUCUCGGAUUCAUGGACUAAUAGGGUCUGGAUCUCUCCAUGGUCGUAAUUCAAGCAGCGGCUAUAGAGGCACCCUAGCACCCCAUUUGCACCCCACUUAAUUCCAAACUGGAGGGAGGGGUCUGUAUGGAUUCCAUUGAAUGUAUCUGAGAUGGUGACCCUCAAGGUCACAAGGCUUGGUCAUCACAAUGUUAUCCAUGUGGUUUUGCAGGAAACAAAUACUGAUUUGUUUAAUGACCGUAGUGAUGUUUUGCUGCCGUAUUUCAGCCACACACCAUGCUGGCAGACCCUCAUAGAACAGACACAGGGGGGAAUCAACUGCCGAGAGACCCAAAAUCAACGGGAAUAAGGAGAUCUGAGCACCCAGGAGUCCAAUGCCCCCCAAGUUGUGAUAUUUAUUGUGAACCCUCCCCAUUUCUAUAAUAACUUCCCUGUCAGCAGCCGACCAGCCUUUCUACAAUGCUUAUGUUUUUAUGCAGAAAAUAAUAUCUGAAAUUGGUCUGUUUUAUAUAAAAUAAAUAAAGAAUGUAUUUCACCUAA
Molecule: messenger RNA, 1788 nt
Organism: Xenopus laevis (African clawed frog)
Lineage: Eukaryota; Metazoa; Chordata; Amphibia; Anura; Pipidae
Gene: lmo3.S
Product: LIM domain only 3 homeolog S
Exons: 4
Coding region: 298-735 (145 amino acids)
Biological process (GO): positive regulation of transcription by RNA polymerase II
Cellular component (GO): nucleus
Molecular function (GO): DNA-binding transcription factor binding; transcription coactivator activity
Source: RefSeq, a predicted model, not a curated record